CAAUCCUCUGCCCUGCAUCCGCCGCCGGUUCCCCCUCAUCCUCCACCACCUUGGCCUCCUGAGCUGCGCUUGACCUUCUCGUCCUGGUUAAGUUUCCGCCAUCCGUCGCCCCGCCCCCGCUACAUCAUCGCACGACCCUACUACUUGUACCUACCACCGUGCCGCCUAACCUACUUUUGUUAUGCUCCAGCUAUAUUAAAUCAAAAAGUCUUUCUCUUGCGCUACCUGUCGCUUGCUUCCUUCACAUUCGCUUCUCAGAAGGCAGCUCUGUCACCUUCUCUUUUCUCUAGAAACAAGACGUACACUGCAGCGCAUAUUCACCAUCGUCUGCCGCCAUCAUGGAGGUCCCACAAGCAACAUCUCUGCGCGACAUUUAUCCAGAAGAUGCACUGCCUGUUCAGCAGAAGCGAUGGGAGAACCUCCUUUCCCAGUUUAAAGACACCUACGGUAGGCAGGCAGACUUCGUUUCUAGGAGUCCUGGUAGAGUCAACAUCAUUGGCGAGCACAUCGAUUACUCCCUCUACGAAGUACUCCCCAUGGCCAUAACUGCUGACUUCAUCAUGGCCGUAUCCGUGAGACCGAGCAAUGAAAAGCCUCGAAUACGUAUCGCGAACGUCCAGUCCGCAAAAUUUCCUGCCCGAGAGUUUGAUAUCCCCGCAGAAGGCGAUAUACCAAUCGAUGCGACCGAGCAUGAAUGGACCAACUAUUUCAAGUCGGGUCUGCGUGGCGUCUCUCAACUUCUAGAGAAGAAGCGUGGCAAUGGACAUUUCGUUUCCGUUGGCAUGGAUAUUCUAUGCGACGGUACUGUCCCCAGCGGAGGAGGUCUUUCGAGUUCUGCAUCUGUUGUUUGCACAAGUGCUCUCGCAGUCCUAGCGGCCAAUGGCGAAGAUAGAGUGGACAAGAAGGAACUCUGCGAGCUUGCUAUUGUAUCAGAACGAUCUGUGGGGGUUAAUUCCGGAGGCAUGGACCAAGCCGCUUCAGUCUUCUCCCUACGCGGCUCCGCCCUUUAUGUCACUUUCAAGCCCAAGCUUGACUACACAACCAUCGAAUUCCCCACCACCGACCCCGAACUUACCUUCGUUACCGCACAAAGCUUUGUUGCGGCAGACAAACAUGUCACUGGACCUAUUUGUUAUAAUUUACGCGUGGUCGAGUGCACACUGGCAGCCGUCUUUUUGGCAAAGGCAUUUGGCUUGAAGCGUGAGCUUCCCGAAGACUCCUCUCCACUAGGUGUUAGCCUUCGUGGCUUCCACGACACUUACUACGAAGAGAAACAUGGCGUUGCAGACAAUACAAAGACUUCUGUGUCAGACUUCGAAGCGCAACUACGCGAAUUGGUCAGACUCACCGAGGACUACCUACCACAAGAGGAGGGGUAUACCAGGGGCGAGAUUUCCUCUUUAUUGGAUAUUUCGGAGGACGAGCUAAACUCCCGCUUCACCUCAAAGUUCCCCGUCCGUGCAGAACGUUUCUUGCUUCGCCAACGAGCGCUUCACGUUUUCAAUGAAGCACUUCGCGUCCUCAAAUUCCGCCAACUCCUUUCAUCGCCUCCAGAGGAUGGCAAGGAGCUCAUCAAGUCUCUAGGUGACUUGAUGAAUGAAACGCAGACCUCUUGCCGCGACGUUUACGAUUGCAGCUGUCCCGAGCUCGACGAACUGUGUGAUCUUGCACGCAGUGCAGGUGCAGCCGGUAGCAGAUUGACUGGCGCAGGAUGGGGAGGCUGCAGUGUACAUCUCGUGCCAAAGGACAAAGUGGAUGCAGUGAAGAAGGUUUGGGAAGAGAAAUACUACAGGCGGAAAUUCCCCGACAUCACUGAGCAAAAGCUACAGGAUGCUGUUGUUGUCAGCAAGCCUGGAAGCGGAAGUACACUUUUCAAGGUACUAGGUGACAGUGUACUAUGAACAUUCCGGAACUGACCGAUAUGAAAUAACUUACAAAAGUGUCGACUCAUACCCAUAGCUUACUUUCAGAACCAUCUUCCAAUAUUAUUUCC
Molecule: messenger RNA, 1993 nt
Organism: Aaosphaeria arxii CBS 175.79
Lineage: Eukaryota; Fungi; Ascomycota; Dothideomycetes; Pleosporales
Product: galactokinase-like protein
Exons: 3
Coding region: 339-1901 (520 amino acids)
Biological process (GO): carbohydrate phosphorylation; galactose metabolic process
Cellular component (GO): cytosol; cytoplasm
Molecular function (GO): galactokinase activity; ATP binding
Source: RefSeq, a predicted model, not a curated record